AAUAGUUACCGGAUAUUAGUUAAUUUCGAUUACGAUCCUGUGCUCAUGUUAUCCGUUUUGGUUAGAUGUUUGAAUGCACUUAAUUUUGCAUUAACCGAAAAUCAACCAUCAUCUUAGUGCUUUUUCAAACAUUUAUUAGACGUACACUAUUAUAUUAUAUUCUUAUACGUUUUGCUGUACAUCAUGUCUGACGUUAAACCUCGGAUGAACGGCGAUGGCGGGAUGUCCGUGGAAGAAAAGAAGGUUUACGACAGACAAAUACGAUUGUGGGGUCACGACGGACAAAACAAGCUAAGAACUAUGAAAGUUCUUUUAAUCGGUAUGCAAGGCCUUGGUGCUGAAAUUGCAAAGAAUUUGAUACUGGCCGGCAUCAAUUCUAUUACACUUAAGGAUCAUACAGAUGUUUCCAUUUUGGACCGCUGUUCACAGUUUCUUAUUCCACAUGAUAGCCAAGAACGUAACCGCGCUAAAGCAAGUAUCAUUGCUGCACAACUACUGAACCCAAAUGUCAAAGUCUCUGCUGACACAACGCCCAUUGAAGACAAUGAUGAAAGUUUCAUUACCUCGUUUGAUGUAGUUAUAGCUACUGAAUGCUCUCCAUUGAUUUAUAGAAAAUUGAGUGACGAAUGUAGAAAAUCAAAAGUAAAAUUGUUCAUAGCCGAUGUAUAUGGUUUGUUUGGAUAUUUUUAUCAAGACUUAAAUUUUAAACUUAAUCUAUAUGAUACAGUUUUUCCGUUUGAUGAUCAAAAUAAUAUUGUUCCUAUUAUAAAAAAUAAACCACCAACAUAUGUAUUGGCUUCAGCUUUAUUAAAGUUUCAACUUGAUUUCCACCGUAAACCUAAUCCUGAUACAUCAGAAAAAGAUAUAGAGGAAUUGAAAGCGAUUAUUGAUUCAAUUUCUCCAGAUGAAGAAUGUAUUAAACCUGAUUAUUUUAACGAAUAUUAUUGUGAACUAUUUUGCGAGCUGAGUCCUUCCACUUCAAUUGUAGGCGCAGUGGUAGCCCAGAAUGCUAUCAAUUCCAUAAUGGGUAAUCUGGUUGAGGGUUAUAAUAUGUUUUUCUACGAUCACUAUGAACAUGAAGGAAAGUUUCAUGCGAUUUAAAUUUCUUAUUACUUAUAUUAUUUCUAAAAAAUGACUGCAUAUUUAUAAUUAAACAAUAUGAACAUAUUA
Molecule: messenger RNA, 1170 nt
Organism: Sipha flava (yellow sugarcane aphid)
Lineage: Eukaryota; Metazoa; Arthropoda; Insecta; Hemiptera; Aphididae
Gene: Aos1
Product: SUMO-activating enzyme subunit 1
Exons: 6
Coding region: 184-1101 (305 amino acids)
Biological process (GO): protein sumoylation
Cellular component (GO): cytoplasm; SUMO activating enzyme complex
Molecular function (GO): SUMO activating enzyme activity
Source: RefSeq, a predicted model, not a curated record